GACAUGCGCACUAGCGUCACGUCGAUGGUAAACCGACAACGGUUGUUAUUGUUUCUGGGGGGGGACAAAAAAGUAAAUAACGAAGUAUUUCCCGUCGUAUUAUUGAUACGGACACUGUCAUCGAACUGAGAGUACAACACCAUGGGCACCGCAUCGAGCGACCAAGCCGAAAGGGAACCUCUUCUGUCCCCGUCAAGCACGGAGACAAAUAACCUGCCAGUGUACAGCAGAGUGUAUGGGAGAAGAUGGCUGGUGUUGACAUUUUUUUCCCUUCUGGGAUUCUUGCAAGGGAUGGUGUGGAACUCAUGGGGUCCGAUCCAGAACUCAGCCAUACGUGCUUUUGGUUUCACCAAGUCCGAAAUCGCGGUCCUGGUUCUGUGGGGUCCAGUGGGCUACAUCCCCUGGCUGCUAUUCAUGUGGCUGAUGGAUAAUAAAGGUCUGCGCGUGUCCCUCCUGCUGUCAGCGUUCCUAAUGCUGCUGGGCUCUGCGCUACGCAGCGUUCCUCUGGAGGAGGAGCCACUGCGUCGAUGGUUGAUCCACGGGGGCCAGCUCCUCAACGGUCUGGCCGGCCCUACCGUCAUGAGUGCCGGGCCCCUGCUCUCCACCACCUGGUUUGCCCCAGACCAGAGGGCCACCGCUACCGCCGUGGCCACGCUCGUCCCCUACCUGGGCUCGGCCGCCUCCUUCCUCCUGGGGCCCAUGCUCGUCCCCGCCCCCAACGACUCCAUGCCGACGACCGCCCGCGGGGCGUCCGGGGGGACGCCCCACGACCUCUUCAUCCGAGACCGGAUCCAGCUGUUGAUGUACUCGGAGUUUGGUGCGGUUGCGGUGCUGUUUGGUGCGGUGCUACUGUACUUCCCCUCACGCCCGCCUAUGCCUCCCAGUGUAGCCGCGGCCAGCCAGAGACUCGGCUACAGGAGCAGCAUAAUCAGACUCCUAAGCAAUGGGCGAUUCCUGAUGAUAGCCGUGGCCUACGCCGUGCCCUUGGGGGUGGUCGCCGGCUGGUCAGGGGUGCUCGACAUGAUCCUCACGCCGGCUAAAGUAAGCCAGGUGGAUGCGGGAUGGAUCGGGUUUUGGUCCAUCGUGGGCGGCUGUGUGUUCGGGGUGGCCAUGGCCAGGUUUGCUGACUCAAUCCGCGGGAUGCUGAAGCUGAUCCUGGUGCUGAUGCUGGCGGGCGCCUCUCUGUCUGCCACCUGGUUCACACUCACCUGUCUGACCAGGCUCACCCACCUCCCCUCCACCGCAGCCACCCUGUACACCUCCUGCAUCCUGGUGGGCAUCUUCAUCAACAGCAGCGUGCCCAUGUUUUUCGAGCUCUUCAUCGAGACGGUGUACCCGGUUCCCGAGGGCAUCACGUGCGGCGUGGUAACCUUCCUGGGUAACCUUGUCAUGGGCUUGCUGCUCUUCUUCCUCACCUUCUCCUGCACAGAUCUGUCCUGGCUGAACUGGUGUCUGACGGGCUCCUGCCUCUUCAGCCUGAUGCUCAUCCUCUUCUUCAGGGAGUCGUACGACCGCCUCUACCUGGACGUCUUCGUCUCGGCCUGACCUCCGACUGACCUUCGUCUGACCUUUGCCUGACCUCUGACUGACCUUCUGACCUGGAAAAGGACAAGAAAAAGACUGACGAAUAUAAUCCCCAUUGCACAAAGUAACGAUGACAAAGGAGGGAAAAAGUGAUGUAACGGAGUGGGGGACCAGCCAAAGCCUACUGCUGAACUCUUGAGGAUGUUCUUGAGUGUAAAAACAAAGUGUAUCGACCGGCAGUGUGUGUGCUGGGUUGGAUUUCUGUACGGACGCGGUUGGCCCAGACCUGGUGGUUGAACUCCUCACAUAACGGUCGUCGUCUUCUGGAACAGCGCGCUCUGUUUUGUAAAUUGUGUCUUUGUAUGUCAACACUUAAACUGAUGCCCGAUAUUUUUUAAGAAACUGAUAAAACCGCGAAAGGGAUUUGUCAUCUGUUUACAGAUGAAAUAAUGGUUAAACUUUUAUUAAUUUUAUCGCUGCUGCUUUGUCGAGCUUCAAAGUGGCAGGAGACGGGAAAGGUUUAGCUCAUUCUCGGUACUCACUCAUUUGUCAAGUCAAUUCCCACUCUUUCCUGUUUGACCUUUUAUCGGGGAACGUCGUGAAUGACAUACUGACAUCAAAGGAAUCAUUAACAAGGAACGAAGGCUGCUGACCGGGGCCUCCUCCUCCUCAGCCAAUCAGCAGUGCCCCUGAUGUCUGCUGUUUGCAGGUCUAACAAGGGAGCUGGCGUACUUAGCACCACUCGUCAUUCAUCAGAGGCCUGGGCUGGGCGGGCCGUAAAGGGACACCGCGCUCGGGGAGAGGACCUUGUGAUCCGUCUGUCGCCUCCCACUCAGUACAGACAGACAGACAGACAGCAGCGCUUGCAUGGGACCAAUACCUGUGGAGCAACGAGUAUUAAGUACACAGAGGAGCGUUAUGUUGGACCUAACACUAUGCUAAAAAAAUUGCACAAGGAUCGUUUUUUUUCCGGAGUCCUGUGAACAAAACCAUAAUUUGUCUUUCUUUUGUGUGAUCAUUGAUGAGUUAUCGUCGAGUUGUUGUCGGCGAGUGAUUUUAUUGUGUUAUUUUUAUGUGUUUUCUUUCGUCGUAUAUUUAUGGAUGUAAUGUUUUUAUUUUUGUAGGUUUUAACGUUGUUCUAAAAAAAAAAUUCUCCCUAUUUCACUGUUCACGAUCACUAUUUAUUGCGAGGAUUGCAAAGCCGCAGACCGUCAUUAUGACCGGCUCUGUACGUUCUCCGCGACGGACCUCUGUAACGGCCCCGGCGGGUGCUUCUUAUGGUUGCCAUGGCUGCGAGGUUGCCAUUACUCAUGUUCUAAUUAUACAAUGGUUCUUGGCGUCUGCCGUUGAAGCAAACUGCCGUGAGAGAUGAAGCCAGAAGGUGAAGGAAAACAUAUUUGAACGGUUACCUCAAAUAGCAAGACUGAACUCUUGAAUGCACACACACACACACACACACACACACACACACACACACACACACACACACACACACACACACACACACACACACACACACACACACACACACACACACACACACACUCCCUGCUGCUUUGUUUACGAAGUUUCACAGGCUUCUUAACGUCGUCUUUUUGGCAUUUUUCGGAAGAUGCAAAUUUGGGUGUUGCCUCGAAAUGUGAACCCUUGUGAAUCACUGGCUGCACUUUUUUGAUGCAUAUCAAGCUCACACCUUCAUGUUUUAGACGAUAGACAGAGAGGCAAGGUUAGCCAGCAACAUGUAAAAAAUAAGAAAAAGAAAAAGCUGGCCUCUUCUCUCGUCAAGAAUCCUCUCGUGGUAGCAUUUAUUUCUGUGUUAAACUACAAGCAACCAAUCCAUGUCCUUAUCUCUUUUUUCUCUUUUUAAACCAUUGUACAGCAAAGGAGUCUCCUUUACCUUGCCUUAAUCACCCAGAACUACGUUGAUGUUGUCUUUAAAAGAGGGGGAGCAUUCAAAAAUGUCUGUGUUUCUAAGACCAUGUAUGACUGUUGAAUAUUUGCCGCACCUUAUUAAAACCAACGCUCUACGAACGAUCACGUGGUCAUUGUUCCUGUUGUUGCUGAUGUCGCUGAGGAAGACGAAGGUUGUGUCGCGCAGACGUUAUGCGGCGACCUCGCCGGGUUCCGCCAAGGCAGCAUUACCCCUGUCGUGGUUUCGUCACAUCACACCAUCUGCAGAGAUAAACAAAAGAGAGAGAGAGGGAGAGAGAAUAUGA
Gadus chalcogrammus (walleye pollock) is the source of this 3740-nucleotide messenger RNA. It is a transcript of the gene slc49a4, whose product is annotated as solute carrier family 49 member 4. Lineage: Eukaryota; Metazoa; Chordata; Actinopteri; Gadiformes; Gadidae. Gene Ontology annotation, cellular component: membrane; intracellular membrane-bounded organelle. Bases 142 to 1545 code for a protein of 467 amino acids. The transcript has 9 exons. The record is from RefSeq and is a predicted model, not a curated record.